GGUUUAGUAAAAUUUUAUAUGGUGCUAACUUAAAAAAAAAAAAUCUUUUGUUUUGAUUAAAAAAAGCAACUCCCAUUUGAGUCUUCAUUAUAAAUCAUUAUUAAGAUUUUCUUUCUUGUAAAUUGUUCUUUAAUAUAUGUGUAAUUAUCAACACACAUAAUUGUUUAAUCUGUUAUGUUCUUUAGCUGCAUCUAUUACAAACACCCAAGUUAUCUGGUAGAUUCCUAAAGGUUACUCCUUAAAAUCCCAAUUCCAGCAGAACCCUAAUUUUCCCAAGAUUUGAUCAACUUUCUCUACCCUACAUCAACCUCUCCUGGUAAGGUGUUGUCUAUGAGGUGAGACAAGUUGGAUGAUGAGAGACUUACCGGGUCAUCUGCGCACCUGCUUGCACACUGGAAAACUUGCACUUUUGGCUAUUUUAGUUUCAGGAGGAAUUGUAUUGCAAAUUUUGGCGUGUGCUCUAUACAAUAAUUGGUGGCCAAUGCUGACUGUCAUAAUGUAUGUGCUGCUUCCGAUGCCUUUGCUGUUCUUUUCGGGCUCUGAUGCUUCUUCUCUUUUAUCUGAAUCUGACAACGGUUGGGUUAAUGCAACAAAGUUCUUGACUGGAGCUUCGGCAGUUGGAAGCAUUGCUAUACCGGCUAUCCUAAAGCACGCUGGAGUUAUUGGUUGGGGCGCACUGGCAAUGGAACUUUCAUCUUAUUUCGUAUUUGUACUAGCCAUAAUGUGUUGUAUUCGAAUGAAUGAUGAUGAUGAUUACAGUUUCCUCUGAAUCAUUGAUUAAUUCAGCUCCCCACCUGCAAUCAUGUAAAGAUUUGUCAAAGUUAAUUCAGACGAGGCUCUUUCAUUCCUCUUUUGACGAGCUUCGUUUCCAUUGUUUUUGUAGAUGAUUGGUUCCAUGUAAUUAGUGGGAUUGUUGUGCGUGAAGUUUGAAACACUUAUAUGGAGAUUGAACUUGCUUUCAAA
Molecule: messenger RNA, 963 nt
Organism: Gossypium arboreum
Lineage: Eukaryota; Viridiplantae; Streptophyta; Magnoliopsida; Malvales; Malvaceae
Product: vacuolar protein sorting-associated protein 55 homolog
Exons: 5
Coding region: 350-769 (139 amino acids)
Biological process (GO): late endosome to vacuole transport via multivesicular body sorting pathway
Cellular component (GO): endosome
Source: RefSeq, a predicted model, not a curated record